Brugia pahangi is the source of this 861-nucleotide messenger RNA. NCBI's taxonomy places the organism in Eukaryota, Metazoa, Nematoda, Chromadorea, Rhabditida, Onchocercidae. The record is from the annotation of a GenBank genome assembly.
AUGCUUAGAAUAAAAUCGGAUCGAGACUCUGGAAAAGAAUGCUCAAAAACAUCUAUUCAAAAUGUGGAUGAAAAAAUAAGCAGGGAAUCACAAGAAUGUGAUAAGAGUCAAAGUUCAAGUAACAUUAAUAAAAAAUGUGACAAGAGUCAAAGGUCAAGAGACACUAUCGACGACGUAAAUGACAACGUUCAAUUGAAAAGACAAAAUGUGCCGCAUAGACAGGAACGAUUCGAAGAAAUGAUCAGACGAAAGAAAUAUGAAAGAAAACAUUUUUCAAAGCCAAUUACUACUGAAAAAUUUGCAGCAAAUAGUUCUUCAGAGAAAGAGAAUUUGAAUGAAAUGGAAUUUGAUGUUACCCAAUGGGAAAAUACAUUAUGGAUGAAAGAAAAAGAACGUUUUAAAAUUUCUCCGUAUGAUGAAGGCGAGAAAAAAACGACUGAUAAAGGUUUAACAAUCAGCAAUAAAUUACCAUUUGAAAAUGAACUACCAGGUGAAGUUUUAACUCAAAAACUCAACAAAGGAAAUUAUCUGAUAAGGACAGCUAUUAUAUCAAUUGGUAUUGACAGCUUAGAAUUAAUUGCUGCAUUAACAACAAUUAUAAUAUUACUUUUUACAAUUAAUUUUAAUGGUUGGAAUACAUUCUAUCCAAUUUUUAAUACAAUUUUCACCACUUUUAUCAUUCUUUGUCUUAUCAUUACUCAUUCAUUUCAUUUAUACGUUAACGAGAAUCGAAAUAAUCAAAAUGUAAUCGAAUAUUAUAUUCCAAUUUUUAAAAAAUACUUGUUUCUUUAUGGACAUACAAUACGAUGUGUAUUUGUGAUAACAUCAAUUAUUCAAACGACGCUAAUAAUACUUAUCUGA